Messenger RNA from Amyelois transitella, 7785 nucleotides. Its product is annotated as DENN domain-containing protein 1A. Lineage: Eukaryota; Metazoa; Arthropoda; Insecta; Lepidoptera; Pyralidae. Gene Ontology annotation, biological process: endocytic recycling; endocytosis. Gene Ontology annotation, molecular function: guanyl-nucleotide exchange factor activity; phosphatidylinositol phosphate binding. The record is from RefSeq and is a predicted model, not a curated record. The transcript is spliced from 14 exons. Gene Ontology annotation, cellular component: cytosol; intracellular membrane-bounded organelle. Bases 241 to 2505 code for a protein of 754 amino acids.
UCCAAUCGAAUUUUCUUUCCUGUCUGUUUUUUUGUGAGAUAGAAUGAUUAAUCGUCUUUCGUAAUCGUGGUUUGGGGUUUGGUUGGAAAUUAUAAUAAAAUCGUAAAAAAUGCCUGUUGCAAUUAAGAAGUAAAGUUCUAUGGCUUGUGAUGUUUCAUGAUGGGUACAUUUUUUCAUAGUUCGUAAAAAUAAAACACCGAGUAAAAUGUAAUCUUAUUUUCGCCAACUCCACGUCGAGACAUGGGUUCCAGAGUAAGAGACACUGUCCGUUUUCUGUUUGAAUUGUUUUGUGAAGUGUCACCUGGAGAUCAUGUCAGGGAACCUUACAUCAUCAGAAAAUAUCCCGAGUCAUACAAGAAUGAAGAAGAGCUGAAAAAUAUACCCAAAUUUACAUUCCCUUGUCAGUUUGAAGAAUUAUAUGUACAGCUUUAUUCAUUUGUGUUGACAACUGAGGAUUCCAAGUAUACAUUUUGUUUUUGCCGGUAUGACCCGAAGGCGAAAUCAGCACUAGUUUUAUUAUCACACCUACCAUGGCACGAUAUAUUUUACAAAUUAUUAAAUUGUAUAGCAAAUCUUCUAAACAGUCCAGAGCGAGGCGAGCUGACCUAUUUCCUGGAAUCAUGCAGGUCACGACCGCCCAUGCCUGGGCACACGCUCAAAGUUACCUACAACGCGGGCCAUAGCGUGUUCACUUGCCAAUGUCCAGAUGUGAAACUACCGAGCAUUCCUGAUAAUUACAACCUAACGGAAUACUUCAGCGCACUGGACAUAAAGAUUAUGAUUGGGUUAUGGGCCGCUCUAUUGAACGAAAGGCGGGUAGCGGUGGUCGCGUCGAAACCUUCUCGUCUCUCCGCUUGUGUGCAGGCAGCGAACGCUACUCUCUUCCCGAUGACGUGGCAACAUAUAUUUAUACCGAUACUACCGAAACAUCUCGUCGAUUACUUGCUAGCACCAAUGCCCUUUCUUAUUGGAGUUCCUAAGAGUGUUAUGGAGACUGUAAGGAUGUCUGAAAUCGGAGACGUCGUUAUAGUGGAUGUAGAUACGAACGAGCUUAGAACACCCCAUAAUGACUUAGAAGCUCUGCCGCCGGAGUUGGUGAAUAGUCUGAAGAAAGCUUUAAGUGAUAAGAAUGUUCUGGGGGACGCUGUGUCUCGCGCGUUCCUGCGAGCCCUAGUCUGUUUAAUAGGUGGAUAUCGAGAUGCUAUAAAAAUUGAAAAUGGCCAACUGAUUACGUUUAACCCUGACGCUUUCGUGAGAACAAGGAAAAAUAUGCAAGAGUUUCUCAAAAAGAUACAGCAGUCCCAGAUAUUUCAACAGUUUAUCGAAGAAAGAUUAGCGCUACUCAACUCUGGGCGGGGCUUUAACGACGAAUUCGAAAUCGAGUGUAACAAUUACGCCGACAAGCUGAACACCGGCAGUGGGCAGCGGCUGAAACAGCAGUAUAAGGACUGGGCGAAGAAUGUCAAGAAGGAGGGCGGGGCCUUCUUCAAGACUGUCAAAGAUAAGGCUAACCCCGCAGUACAAUCGGCUGUCAAAACGGUUCGCCAAGGCGGCAAGAAUAUGAAAUCAGCAGUGAAAGGGCUGAAGAAUAAAAUACCCAGGACGGGAUCUCGGCCAUCUUCUAUCAAUACCACGGAUGAUAGUAGGUUUUCAUGCGGCUCCGCCACGCCCGUCUCAUCGGACUCAUCCGACUCGACGCCGUCUCGAGACCCUCCUCCGCCCCCUCAGGCCCUACCCCUGGAUCUUCUCAACGAAAUGGAGUUUCUGUUCACGAAGAAAAACGUCCAACGGCGGGACAGUUACCCCAACAGUUCGAACAACUCCGAAGUCAGCCUCGCGGAUAAAGCGAAAACACUGUCACCAAGUGUCCCACCUCGGUUACCAGAACGCCCUCAACUCCCACUCCGUUACCCAAUCAUUUCCACGAGGAAGUUAGUAGAUAUAUCAGACGCGCCUGUCCCGCCGCCUCGGACCACAAUUCCGCCAAACCACUCGAAUUUCGUCAGUAAUAUAACUAAAAACGAUGUGAAACAAGAGACGGACUUUCACACGAGCACGAUAAGAUUCACAGAGGGGAAAGAUAAAGCGAAAUUAAAGUUGACGCUGUCGUCCAAUCAGAGGAAAGUGUCGCAAACUAGCGCGCCGUGUAACGGCAACGCGCUGAAACCAGUGGCGCCCUCUGUUGGCGUGCGGCCGUCCGCAGAAUCUCGCGUGGCGAGGCCCCAGGCCCGACCCCUACUCGCCACGCCUCUGGGGAAACCUCAAGAGUCGUGUGGCUCUGUAAGUGAUCUCAUAAAACUGGACGAUUCGCCAACAACACUGGAAGAUUUCGAUCCUCUCAAGUGUCGUGAUAAGAAAACGGAGCCUGUAAAAUCGACAGAUAGCGCGUUGUUGCACGAGUACGGACUAGAUUUCAGUCAGUUUGGCCUGUUCUCCGAAUACUCGGCGGGCUCCAGUGGGCAAGCGAGUAGUAAUGUGCCCAAAGGAUGGACCACUUUUAACUAGUCGGUCACUAGCUCUCUUAGGCUAUGUCCGCACGGCGAUAAUUCACCACAAUUGUUUUACUCGCACGUAAAUGUAACCCUUGAAUAAUUAUAACAAAUUGCAGAGGUCUGUUAUAAUCUAGUAGUGCAUCGAUAUGGUGUCGAUAGAGUCUCAGUGGAAUAGGUUUUGGCAUUUUGUGUCUGGUUACAAUGACCAAAUGGUAUAAAUUAUUCCACUUAGACUAUCAACCCUAUUGGCACAUUUUUAUUUAACAGAUGGCACAUAAAAAAUACCCGAUCGUACAAGCCGACAGGAUCAAUUUAGGCGCGGAAAAUAAUUUGUGGCGAGUUAUGACGUUGCGCACAGGCUUGUAGUGUGUCACCAAAUUGGUUCAAUUUUCGUAUCUGAUAUUUGAUGGCUUGAAGCCUUGCAUUAAAGGCAACUAGGCAAUUAUUAUGACAGAAACUCCUGUCAGCUUUAAAUAUUUUUAUAUUCUUAGUAACCAAAUAUUCGGUAACGAACUUUGAACUGAUGUGUUGACAUAUUUAUGCGCAUACGCGGCAUCGAUAGACAGAAUCGAAGUUUAAAAAAAUGAUCCUGAGUGAAUUAUUGUACAUCGUUACCACGUAUUGCCCGAACUACUCAUUGUAAUAUAUUAUGUGUAUAUUUAGUGCAUUACUCAUUUAGCUUUUGUAUAAUUGUUUCGUCUUUAGAUAUAGUUUUAUUUAUUUGUAUACGAUCGAGGCAACCCUAGUUAUAGUUUGUUCUAAUAUUGUAAAUAGUGUUACAUAUCAAUGUAUUAUAAUCCUUUAAAAUCAAAUUAUGUAUAUGAGAUUUAGUUUUGUUUAAAUAAAAAUAAUGGUUUUUAUGACUUCUGAAAAAGUAUGUUUUUUUUUCUCAAUGUUGCUUUUUGUUGUAAUUAAUUUUUAAUUUCAUGAAAUUUUCAAGAAAUAUUAAAUUUUUGUAACGUAACAAAUUAUAUAUUUUACACAAAUGUGAUGUUUUAUAAAUAUUAUCAUAGGCGUAAAUUCUUUUUCAGAUAUUGAAUAAAGCUCAAAUAUUUUCUCAUGUAUUUUAGUAUUUAUCUGAAUGUUUAAGUAACGGUAAAAAAGUACAACUACCUAGCUAAGACAAUGAAGUAUUUUUCUAGAUCAACUCGUAAUUGUUGCUUUUUUAAUAUAUAAAAUAGACAAUAUAUAUUUCCAACUUUUUAUACAUAAAUAUUUACAUUAAGAAGUGUUUCAAAUUACAGCCAUGUAAAUAAAUAGUUUUAUUUGAGGUCCACAUUUAUGCACGUUAGUAAAAAUUAAAUAGUGAAGGUAGGAGCAGCUUCUCGGAGAUGACACAUGACUGCGAAAUUUUAUUCCUUUAAAAAACGGCUAAAACGUGCUCUCUAAAUGUUAUAGAAAGAGGAAUAAAUCUGUUAUAUAAAGCUAUUGAAAAUUUAAGUACCCAAUACAAUUUCGGGUUUAAACAUGUUCAAAGUUAUGGCUACAUAGUUGUUUGAAGUUAACAUUCUUUAUUUUACUAUUGCCUUCAAUUAAAUUAUUUCAGUAUCGAUUUAUUAGAAAAGCACUCUCUAGAUAUUCACUAGAUAUUCAUCACCAGAACAAAACCGAGUAACUGUAAUUAGUAUACGCAUUAAAAUUAAAUUCUUUGUAAUUGAUGUAUUUGGUAUGAAAGUUCCGAAACAAAACCAGUUUUCAAAUCACACAAACCGUACAAACCGUACAAACUUCAUACAAUAGAUUUUUAGUUAUUCAUCACGCUUCUAUUUGACGUUAAAGCUUCGCAUUCCAUCAAUAAUUCUCAUUUUAUUUUGUUUUUGGGAAUUUAAUGAAUUCGUGUAGGUUACACAGUUCUGUUUAAAAAAAAGUGGUUAAUGUUCAUAUUAAACGGUAACGUCGGAGUGUUAGGCAAAUAUGUUCAGCUACAGUUUUAUAUUUUAUCACUAGAUCAUUACGUACAUCUCAUUAAAGAACGCUGACUCCUAACAGCGUUAUUCAAACUGAAAUUAACACCAUCUAACCUCACAACAUCAUAAAAGAAAUAGCAUUAAAUAACUUAUUGUUCUGUUAUUCAAUAGAUAGGAAUUGUUGCUUUAUGUAGUAAAAUUUUGUUUUUUUUUUUCGGUAAUUUUAUUACUUGGUGCUGAAAAGGCCUAACUACGCCUUCACAACAAAGCGUUACAAACAUUUUCUUAGAAUCCAAUUAAAUAGUUUUCAUGUUUUAUAUUACUUUAAUAUAUACUUUUGUAUUCUUUUUGAAAUACAUAUAAUAAUAUAUUGAAAUCCGAUCUUAUUAUUUUCUUUGGCCCAUUGUGUGACAACAUUGUACGAUUAGCGACAAUAGUUCGGAAUAAUUUUCUGGGAUAAUAAACGAGUUUCAAUAAGGUAUAGGUUUUAUCGAAGAUUUGCUUUGAAUCUAUAAUAGAACCGAAGAGGGAGAUAGAGCUUCUAUCUAUCUUCUAUACCUUAUCAAAGUUCGUGAAUAGCACCAUAAACACUUAUGAAUACGUUAAAAAAAGAUGUUUAACAUGCACUGCAUCAUCGCAUGCGCAAAUUAAUGACCGUUCUUUCGCGGCACAUAAGUUGACCUGUGCUCAGUACACGUACAGAGAUGUCAAUAGAGUUAAGUGUGGGUCAUCUGGCUGAUGAUUGGUUCAACUUAUGCGCCGGGUAUUGUACGAGUACUGUCGUGCGCAAAAGUGCAACACAGGUUGCGCGUUUUCAUCAAUAAACGCGUUAAAUAAAUCGAAUUACAUGCUGUAAUGUUUUUGCUAAAGUCUGUUUUAUGUGUCAGUUUAGAUCUUUUUAUAAAUAAUCAAGCUUGGUAUUAUUGUGUUUGACGAUUAUAUAACGAGCACCUAUAAAUUUAUAUCACACAUUGAAAUUAAAGAUACCAAUGAUUAAAUUCUUGUUAAACAUGCACUGUUAAUUCUAGUCUUCUGUGUAAAACGUCUUCCAACACGGAUUUGAGUACUCUAAAGACACCUUGUAUUACUCAUGUGAUAAGAAUAAAUGCCAAACAAUUUGAAAUAUCUUGUGUGUAUUAAAUUAUUUUUUUAAAAUUGUUUUUGACUAAUAAAUUUGGGUCUUGCUUAAAAUAAAGAAAAAAACUUUAUUUUGGGUAUUAAUGUAUAAUGAAAUCGUUACUUUGAAAAAUAAAUUUAAAUAGGUACAUUAUAACCUGUAAUAAAUAAAUAGUAAGGUCUUCAUAGCAGGAUAACAUGAAAUAUUUCCAUAGAUUUUUUACUUCAUUCCUGUCAAUUAAGUUUUAUUUGAUAAAUUCUGAAGAAUUUGAUUUUGUAAAGUAAAAGUGCAAUACCGUUUAUUAUUUGUUUUAUUUCAAAAAAUCACGAGAAUCAGGUAAUUAUGUAUCUUUAUAAUAUAUUUUCCCAAAACUAUCCCCCGAACUUUCAGGGAAAAACAAUUCUUAAAAUCUAUUUUAAAAUAAAAUAACUAAAGUUUAUUAAUAUUUUAAAUUGUAGCAUAUUGUUGAAAUGACAGAUAUUUAUUGUUUCUUUAGUAUUUCGGGUUAAUUUAUGGGAUUAUGUAUUGUGAGCGUGUCCGAUGGCAAUUUAUGUCUUUAAGUAAUAUAUAUAUAUAUAUGAGCAAACCACUAAAUUAAGCUAUUACACUUUUCGAUUGAGCACACUUUAAACCGACCGAAAUAUUUUAUUUGAGCUCAAGUUUAAGCAAAUUAGUUUUUCGGCUUUUCUAUCAAAAAUUAAUUGCCCCAGUUAAUACUUUUAUUCGCAUAAAGAAAACUGGAAAAAUUGCAUCUUUUGCAUUUAAAAUGAAAACGUAAUGAUAAAAAUGGAGCAACGCUGCGAAACUCAAUAUCCGCUUCGUGUAAUCGGCUGGAAAGUUUUUAAUAUCCACUCAGGGACACGUUCCAUCGUUAUACGUCAUAUACUUUUACGUGCACAAACUCAGUGUAUUCGGUCAAAAAAUAAAGACUUUUUUUUAUUUUAUAUUAAUUGUUUAAUGUCAUCAGUUACCAAUUUAGAGCGAUCCGUUUUCGUACGAAGUGAUCGUCAUCAGCAAUGAAGUACCUAAUUAUAAUGAGACUAAAAUAAAUUUGUUUUUAUUUAAUUUGAAAAAAUGUAGUAGGUACAUGAGUAACAGUCAACCGAACGUCUCCAUUUCACAUAAUAAACGAAUGUCAAAAUUUUUUUUAGUUUUGCACUAUACUGUUCUAAAUUAGAAAAUGUUAUAUCUGUUUUAGUCUUCGUGAUCGAAUUAAACGUGUUCUUGUUGAAGGACUAUUUUGUUUGAAUAACAAAGUGCUAUAAGCACGUUUGAUUAAGAUAAGCAUUUUAUCGCAACACUGAUACCAGUUUCUAUUUGAAACAGCCAUGGAAUAAUUAAUUACAUAUUAAAGUUUACUAUUAAUUAACAUAUAAUCUCAGAAAAAAAUUCGUUGUUGACGCAAUAUGCUCCAAUUUUCGGUGCAAUUAUUUUUAUUGAGUAUGUAUGUACGUUUAAUUUAGUAUCUAAUUAUAUUUUUUGAGUAAGUAUACUUAGUUGUUGUAUCUUUGUAUAUAAUGAUAAUAAUAGUUAAGUAAUUUCGUGUCGCUGUGAAAAUAACAAUAUUAAUUCUAUGUAUGUAUAUUAUAUAAUGUUUAAUAUUGAUAGCACAAAUAUUUGUGUUGCCUAUGGUAGUAUAAAGUUUGCGCAACCGAGUGAGUAUCAUGAGUAGCUUUUUAUAAUUGUACAAUUUAACAUGAUGAUUUAGUAAUGUUAGAGGGGGCUUAGAGAUUUGUGGCUUCCUACAUGAAGUUCUUUGUAUGGGACCCAAUGACGCGAUAAUAGAGGCGAAUUUUCAGUGAAUUUCGGUAGGUUAUUCUGCUGUUGACUAUGUAAAACCGAACCCAUUGUAUUGCGAAGAGUGGCCACAUACUUAUUAGAGUGUGUCACAGUCACAGUAGAAUAACUAUGUGACAGAAGGAGACGACGGGGUCUUCGUACGCACGCAGUUACGCACUCCAAAGCCCCUGAUUACGGAUCCCUUUCCUGUAGGUUUUAUUUUUAUUGUUAACUUGCAUUGUAAUUUUUCGCAGGGCAGGCGAAUAUCCAAUUGAUUGUAUAUUUGCCUGAUUGCAUGAUAACUCGAACUUUGUAAUUUUAUGUAAUUAAGGAAAUUACAGGGCCGAGAAUAUCUCUUGGUCUGUUUGAAAUUCACGUCAUUGCGACGCAAAAGAAUCGAAUAUUGCGAAUAUUUGAUAAAUUUCGAACACUAAUUUUUCGCAAUAGAUUGUAUGUACCUGAGAAGAAUUAAGAAAUGCAUUAUGAAAUA